Molecule: messenger RNA, 771 nt
Organism: Anoplophora glabripennis (Asian longhorned beetle)
Lineage: Eukaryota; Metazoa; Arthropoda; Insecta; Coleoptera; Cerambycidae
Source: RefSeq, a predicted model, not a curated record
AUGGCAGAAGUAAUUAUUGCUGGUGCUGCUUAUAUAGUGAUUUCAACAUUAUUAAAAAAAGAGAAAAUCAAAAAACCAAAGCGAAUCUGGAUCCACGAAAUAUAUAGAACCCGAAGAUGUUUGGGGGGCUCUAAACUUUUACGGCAGUUGCAUUCUGAACAGUUUCAAAACUUUAUUAGGAUAUCGUCACAGGAUUUUGAAUAUUUAGUUAAUAGCAUUGGACCAAAAAUUAUAAAACAGGACACCAAAUUCAGACAUGCUGUUCCGGUUCAAGAACGUCUAGCAAUAACACUUCGCUUUUUAGCAACUGGAGACUCAUACACUAGCUUACAGUAUUUAUUUAGAGUAUCCAAACAAUUAAUUUCGACUAUUGUUCCCGAAGUUUGUUGUGCGCUGAUAGAAGUUUUGAAAGAUCAAAUUAAGAUGCCAAAAACCCCUGAAGAGUAGCGACGAGUAAGCAAGGAAUUUGAUCUAUGGAACUUUCCAGUAUGCAUAGGAGCUAUGGACGGAAAACAUGUGGUGCUUCAAUGUCCUAUCGGCAGUGGAAGCGAUUAUUACAACUAUAAAUCUUUCUAUAGUAUUGUCUUAUUCGCCUUGGUAGAUGCCAACUAUAACUUUUUAUUUGUGGAUGUUGGAUGUCAGGGACGUAUAUCAGAUGGCGGCGUUUUUAGACAUAGUAAAUUGCACAAACUAAUUGAAAGUAACACAUUAAAUCUACCUGAAAAUGCGGCAUUACCCGAAAGAAAUCGCUUAAUGCCCUAUACUUUCUAG